Brachypodium distachyon (stiff brome) is the source of this 1425-nucleotide messenger RNA. Its product is annotated as annexin D4. The record is from RefSeq and is a predicted model, not a curated record. Gene Ontology annotation, cellular component: cytoplasm. The transcript is spliced from 2 exons. Gene Ontology annotation, molecular function: calcium-dependent phospholipid binding; calcium ion binding. Lineage: Eukaryota; Viridiplantae; Streptophyta; Magnoliopsida; Poales; Poaceae. The coding region runs from base 104 to 1267 and encodes 387 amino acids.
AGCUGGUAACGAUGGUGCCAUGCAUGCACGAGGCGUUGCAGGAUGGAGAAGGCAGUAUAGUACUACUCCUAGCUAGUUCUAUAAAUUAACAAGCAUUUGGUCCAUGCCUGGAUGCCCCGAGUGCGUGUCAGCGUGUGUGUGCUCCGAUCAGAUCUGGCUUGUAUAUAAAGGCCACCCAAUGCAGCAGUUUCUUGCAGCGCAGGCCGCGAGCAGCAACAGCAGCAGCCCAGCUCCACCGCCGCCUCCCCUGCGCUCGAGGCCGACGAGGAGAGAGCCGCAGCAAAGCGUCAACAAGGAGGCAGCAGCCAUGGCCGACGAGCAGCAGGAGCUCACCAGGGCCUUCUCAGGGCUGGGCGGUCUGGGGGUGGAGGAGACGGCGCUGGUGUCGGCGCUGGGGCGGUGGAGGAAGCAGCCGGAGAAGCGGGCUUCGUUCCGGCGGGGCUUCCCGGGCUUCUUCUCCCCGGCGCCAACAGCGUCCGGCGGCGCGAUAACGAUCGAGCGUUGCGAGGACGAGUACGUGCGGCACCUCAAGACGGAGUUCUCCCGGUUCAAGAACCUCAUGGUGCUCUGGGCGAUGCACCCGUGGGAGCGCGACGCCCGCUGGGCGCACCGCGCGCUGCACAAGCACAAGAAGCACCAGGGCUCCGGCUGCAUCCUCGUGGAGCUCGCCUGCACGCGCUCCGCCGAGGAGCUCCUGGGCGCCCGCCGCGCGUACCACGCGCUCUACAGCCGGUCCCUCGAGGAAGACGUCGCCUACCGCCUCAAGGAAACGGAGCACGCCGGGCUCCUCGUCGGCCUCGUCGCCGCAUACCGCUACGAGGGCGCCCGCGUCAGCGAGGAUCUCGCCACGGAAGAGGCCAACGCGAUCUCGGCAAAGCCCGGCAAUAAUGAGGUGCUGGCGCGGGUGCUGGCUACCAGGAGCAAGCCACAGCUCCGGGCGACCUUCAGGAUCUACAGGGAGAUCCAUGGAAAGCCGCUGGAAGAGGACCUUAUCGCUGUUGGUGGAAUAUGCCUGCAGGAAGCUGUGAGGUGCCUGGACGCGCCGGCCAAGUACUUCGGCGAGGUGAUCGCGGGGGCGUUCAAGGAGGGCGCGGACAAGCAGGCCAAGGCGGCGCUGACCAGGGUCGUCGUGUCCCGGUCUGAGGCCGACAUGGAGGAGAUCAAGGAGGCCUACGUGAAGCAGCACGGGGCCAAGCUCGUGGAUGCCGUCGCCAAGAACACCCACGGCCAUUACAGGGACGCGCUGCUCGCCAUGAUCGGCAAGUGAUCCGUCGACCAAGCUAUACCUGAAUUAGCCGGCCGGAGCCCCGCGUGCGUGCACGAUGGAUCGAUUUAAAUUUGCUUUCGUUUGGUUUCUUUGCGUUAUUAACCUCGGAUAUGAUGUGUGGUUUGCAAUAAAAUCCCUAAGUUUGCUUUCCGAAUAAA